Messenger RNA from Vespa velutina, 2438 nucleotides. RefSeq names its product GRB10-interacting GYF protein 2-like. The record is from RefSeq and is a predicted model, not a curated record. Lineage: Eukaryota; Metazoa; Arthropoda; Insecta; Hymenoptera; Vespidae. The coding region runs from base 71 to 799 and encodes 242 amino acids. The transcript has 5 exons.
UUUCAAGAUGGCGUCUUAAUCUCCAACUAUAUGACAAUCGCGCCAAUUCGAAACUUGAAUCUUUACUAAUAUGGCUACGAGUCGAAUCACUUUACGUCCGGAUUUACAGGCAUUACUCGACAAUUUUACGCAUCUAAAAAACGUAUACUUAGCGUUAAAAACAUUCUGUAAUAUUCAGGAUGAGCUGUUACAAUAUGAAAAAGCUAAAUCUUCCAAAAUGGAAGAAGAAAUAAAGAAAAUAACAAAGACAUUUUCAUCUUUGGAAGAACAACGUAAAAAAUCUAUAGAAGAAAUACGAAAAGAGAAGGAAGAAUUGAAAACAGCUUUGCUUGAAUCUCGACAGGAAUGCAAUCAUCUUCGACUCGUUUACAUCGAUCGUAAUAUCGAAGAUGAGCAAAUUUGUAGAUUACAGGAUGAGCUCGAAAUAUUGAAAGCUGAAUUGGCAUUACAAGAAGAAAGACACAAAGAAGAAAUUUUUAAACUCGAAAAGCAGUUUAUAGAAGAAUUACAAAAAUAUAAAACAUUAUUGGAAUCGAAACAACAGUAUCAAAGAAAAAAAGCAAAGCAUCCAGCGAUCGAUAACAUGUCAAACCAACUAUCAGCAAAUGUUAAAACUAAAAAUACAAAAAAAAAAGAAAAACCAUUUUUCAGGUGGUCUGGAUUAAAUGUAUCGAAAGUGCCGAAAGUUAUUGCUACUGAUAUGGAGAAUGAAGAUGAUAAAGACGAAGAUACGUCGACAACUACUAAAAGAAAGAAAAAACUUUAUUAUGAAGAUAAAGAGGCGAUAAUUGAUAUAUAAUAUUCACAUUUGCAUAUAUAUUGAUUUUCUUUAUAAAUAUUAUUUAAAAUAUUAUUAAAAAUAUUAUUUUCUUUAUAAUUAUUUUGUUUAUAAUUCUUAAUGUUUAUAAAUCAAUUAACAUAAUACAUUGCAUUUCUCAUGUUAAAUAAUCACACAUAUAAAUUUUAUAGAAAAAGAAAGCACGUUUAGAUGAAACAUUUAGAAAUUAUGUGGAUAUAUUAAGAAAAAAACAUACAUAUAUAAUUUUAAAUACACGGAAAUUGUCAAAUAUUGAAUGCGUAAAAUAUUAAUUAAAAUCUACUCAUUUGCUAAUUUUUCUUUUUAAAGAAUUCCAACUGUCUGUGUAAUCGAUUUUAAGAUGCCCAUAUGUAUUCAAAUCAAGAUUUAAUGGUGCUAUCACAUCCGUCAUAUGCUUUUCUUCUACUGGAGCCAUUCUUGUACUCAUAUAAUAUUCUUCCACGUUAUAUUGCAAUUUAUCUGUGACAGGUUAAUCAUAUAUAUUUUUGUAAUAAAUAAAUUUAUAAGAAGAAAACUUCAUAAAUUAUAAUUGUAAAUCAUACCAAAAUAUCGUACAUUAUCGUUGGAUAUAUUCCGAUGAGAAUAAUUUCUUGCGUAUCUAUGAUCUGUAUCUUUACGUAUUUGUGAAUUUGCGUAUAAGGAUCUAUAAUUAUAGUCAGAUAUCGAAUAAUUUUUCAUCAUUUCACAAGAUGGUAAAGCUAAAAAAUAUAAAAAGAUCGAAUCUUAUCUAUCUCAAUAGAUCGAUAUUACGAUUCUUAAUAUAACUUAAAGUUAAAUUGCAUGAGAAAGAAAAGUGAUCGCGCGCGAAAGAAAAGUAUAGGUGUAAAACAAGUGCAUAAGUAUUUAAAAAUUAAAGAAUAUUAUAGUGUAUUAUUUGUAUUGGUAAACAUUUUGUUUCGCUCGACUUGAUUAGACUUUUGCUUGAUUAGGUAUUGUAGAAACACUUUAACGAUAACUUCCGAGAGGUAUUAGAGAAGGAGAAAUUCCAUUACAAGUACAAAAUAGAGAAAUUCGUUGCUUUCGAUUGUAUGUAUGUGUAUAUACAAGACGUACUUCAUGAUACUCAAUGUACAUACAUACGCAUGCACACGUAAACGCAUGAGCGCAUCUCAGGUACAUUUAUAUCAGGCAAGUUAUGUAUCAUAGUCAUUUAUGGAUUUCUCCCUAAUUCUUGGGAUGCAUUGAUUAUUAAUUUCAUUGUAACAUAUUAUUUGAAGAUAAUUACAAUUUUCAUUUUGUUACAUAAAUUUUAUUAAUCAUAAAAAAAAUUAUUUACCAGAAAUAGGUGAGUAGAUUGAAUACGAAGCAGUAUUCGAAAUUUCAUCUUCGUAGAUGGGAUGAUGAUAAUAGUAGGCAUUGUUCUCCUUUCUGCAGGACGAGUCACAGUAUAAUUUUUGCGUAAAGGCUGGUACACUAUACUGUGCUUCUCUUAAUGAUUGGCUAUACCUAUUUUCACACGACACAAACUAUAUUAUUUCAGUUCUCAUUACGAUAAACAGAUAAUAAAAUCUACGUAGAAAAUAUAUGUGUUAUUACAAAUAUUAUUAUUAAUAAAUUUAUUAUUAUACAAAUUUAAUAUUAUACAAAUAAUAUUAUUAAUAAAUGAAUUAUUACAAAGUUA